Molecule: messenger RNA, 1722 nt
Organism: Wyeomyia smithii (pitcher-plant mosquito)
Lineage: Eukaryota; Metazoa; Arthropoda; Insecta; Diptera; Culicidae
Exons: 4
Coding region: 595-1662 (355 amino acids)
Source: RefSeq, a predicted model, not a curated record
UUACUUUUUACUUUUUACUAUUUGCUUUUUUCAUUUUACUUUGCACUUUUUACUUUUUACUUUUGUUUUUCACUCAUUCUGUGAUGAAUACUGUAUUCUAUUUUUAUUCUCGCUGAUUUUCUGUCGUUCUAGUUCCUCCACUGUUGUUGUGCCAAUCACCGACGCCCGGGUAGGCGACCCUAACUUACGACCCGUUGAUUAACGGACCGGCGCCAACGGCUUUUCUUCCUCAUGCGAUGGAAGACGUGAUCCCAGAGAUUUUUCGCCUCAGACAGUUUCGCCUUGGGUUGGUUGUGAGUGGAUCACGCCACCCCACAACCAUCGACACCUAUUGUCGGCGUUGGGAUUCGAACCCAGGCUUCGAGCGUGGUUGGUGAAGAUGUUACCAACCACGCAAGGCUUCCGCCUAUGUAUAUAGCAUUCAGAAGUUAUGAUUAAAUUGUUCCUUAAUAACAUAUUGUAGUUAGAGAGAAGUAGAACGCAUGUCCAUGAAUUCAGCCAUGGUAUCAAUGGCAACAGCUUCAAACUUCCAAUCCGUCCAUAGUAAACAACUGUCACAUUCCAGCACAUUCAAAUUGAAAAACCAGCGAAAAAAUGCCACACAAACAUAAAAUCAGACCUUCUAAAUAUGAAAGCAGUGAUCCAAAGAUAAAAGAAGAAAUGCGGACCUUCAUUCAGCAAUUUGAGGAACGUUUGAGAAAGGAACCCCAACACCGCCGCAUUGACCCAGAUUUAUCACAUGUCGUACCUCAUCACCUGUACAAAAAAACGGCAAAAAUUGUUCCGCUCUCGGAAUACGACCAGCGUGAAUUCGAGAACAUCAUAAUAAACCGCUUGAAGAACGCAUAUCGUUAUGAUAGUAAGGGAGAUAAUGAUUCUGACAGCAUAAGUCCCGAAACGGGUGACAGUGAUGAGUAUGACGAUGACCGCCAGUCCAAGUUCGAACUGAAAAUCGAACCCAAAACAAAGCCACGUGAACUGAAACUACGAGAAGUCAACUGGAUGGAAAGUUUUCUUAAGAAAACCCGCAAGGAACGGAUCAAGUGGCAGACUAAGCUGUAUAAAUCGGAUAAAAAGUUACUGGAAAAGCCCCUGUUCGAGCAGGUAGAAGAGUUGAUUGAUCUCGGCGCUCAGGACUUUGCCGAGUGGUUGAAUAAGCUCGGGGCGGAAAAAUCCAACGUCACUAAGGACAUCAUAAAGCAACUAUUUUCGAUUGGUGUCGAAGGCGACUCGGCGAAAGCUCUCUGUGUCGAGCCGAAAGAAGUUCGCGCCAUUCCGGAGGAGGUGGCUAAAGAUUGGAAUUUGCACUAUAUGGCUCUGCAGCGUCGAAUCGCCCAGGUUAUGCGAAGCGACCGGCGGGAGGCGAAAAUUCGCGAGCGGCAUGUCGCUUUCGGUCGUACGCUGCCUUUGCACAUGCGCCGCUUCAAACGGUUCGAUGACAUCGAGGAAAUUGUGCCCAAUUUUCCGGAGGAAACGAAGACCUUCGAGACGGUUUUCAAGGGUAUUUGUCACCUGCGCUCGGUGAGAAUACUGGUCGACCAUCUGAAAGAACACCCGGAAAUGCAUCGGCCAAAGUAUCUGGUGGACCAGGGUUUUUUCAAACCGACGGAAGCCCAACCGAAUGACCACGUGCCGCUUUAUAAGCUAUAUUUUAAAAGGUAGAACUUAACGGCUGAGGUAAGUGAUCCGUUUUAGCUGAUUUAGUUUGCGAAAACCCUUAAA